Messenger RNA from Saccostrea cuccullata (small rock oyster), 1873 nucleotides. RefSeq names its product putative carbonic anhydrase-like protein 2. The annotation marks the transcript as partial. The record is from RefSeq and is a predicted model, not a curated record. NCBI's taxonomy places the organism in Eukaryota, Metazoa, Mollusca, Bivalvia, Ostreida, Ostreidae. The transcript is spliced from 15 exons. Gene Ontology annotation, biological process: one-carbon metabolic process. Gene Ontology annotation, cellular component: plasma membrane. Gene Ontology annotation, molecular function: zinc ion binding; carbonate dehydratase activity.
CUCAAACCCUUUUUGGUUCAGCAUUGUAAAUGCAAGUUGUCAAAUUUAGCCCACAUUUAGUCUAAGUUUGCCCUUCAAACAAGCAAUGUCUGUCGUGUUAGUGAUUUUAUCUCUCUACCUCACCUGUACAGAUGCUGCCGGCACCCAUUGGGGCUACUCCGGAUUAAGCGGCCCCCAGCAUUGGCACAAGCUGUUUGACAAUGCCUGUUCUGGACUGAGUCAGUCCCCGAUCAACAUUGAGAGGGAGAAGGCGAUCUACGACCCCGCCCUGAAUGACUUCGCUAUCUGGCAUGACCCCCCACAACCAGGGUCGUACUUCGACGUCACCAACAACGGACACACAAUCCAAGUUGACACAGUGGGUCCGUUUUAUGUGACAAAUGGUGGUCUCCCGGCUACCUACAACACCGUCCAGUUCCACUUCCACUGGGGCCACAAAAAUGACCACGGGUCAGAGCACAAGAUAGAUGGACACGCCAGCCCAUUGGAGCUCCACGUUGUCAGUUAUAAUUCUGAUACGUAUGACAUGAUCACAGAAGCCAUGGUCCAGCCAGAGGGUCUCGCCGUCCUAGGAGUCAUGUAUGAAAUCGUCGACGAGGACAAUCCCGCGUUAGAACCGAUCAUCAACGCCAUGAACACAGUCAGAGAUCCAGGAGCAAAGGUCAAGGCCCGUAUCGAUGCCCAGCCCAUCAGAAACUUUCUUCCUGAGGAUACGUCCCGCUAUUUCCGUUACAAUGGCUCCCUGACCACACCCGGAUGUUUUGAGAGCGUCAUCUGGACCGUGUUUGAUCAGAAACGCACCAUUUCCCACCGACAGAUGAGAAUGUUCCGUACUCUCCUCCAACACAAGAAGAGACAGGAGAGGAGGAAGAGGAGCACUAAAGGUCGCCGUGAGCUGGCCGCUGAGGAGGUCCUGGACGAGGUGGGAAUCAAAGGAAAGGUCCUGGAGGAGCUGUCACUGGAGUUACAGAUGGAGAAGAGACAGAGGGAGGAGGCUAAAAAGCAGGAGGGCACCAUAAUAAAGGAAUACCAAAUGACACACAACAUGAGUGAAGACGAAGCGGUGAAACUGGAGGACAUCCCCCAGGCCUUCAUACAGGAGGCUUUGUAUGAUAAUUAUCGCCCCGUACAGCCGCUGAACACCAGGACUGUGUACUCAUCAUUCAAGAUAGAACCCAAAAAAGGUCCCUCAAAAAAGAUUUACUGGGGAUACACUGGCAAGAAAGGUCCCUCCAACUGGCACACUUUGUUUGAUAACUCCUGUCUGGGAUCCCACCAGUCCCCUAUAAAUAUUGAGAGGGAGAAGACCAUCUUCAACCCCGACAUCAAUAACUUCAUCUUCUGGUAUGACCCACCUGCCCCCGGAGCCGAGUUCUACGUCCUUAAUAACGGACAUACAGUACAAGUCAACACUAUUGGGCCAUACUAUGUAGCUAACGGUGGAUUGUCCUCAGUGUACAGCACUGCCCAGUUCCACUUCCACUGGGGAUCAGAGGACAGCUUUGGAUCAGAACAUCAGAUAGAUGGACGGUCCUUCCCACUUGAACUACACAUAGUUAACUAUGACUCAGUGACCUAUUCCUCCAUUGGUCAAGCCAUGACAGAAGCAGGUGGUCUUGCUGUCCUUGGAGUACUCUUCAGGAUAGGAGAGAAAGAUAACGAAGCCUUAGAACCAAUCAUACAAGCAAUGAAAGUGGUCCGAGACCCAGAGGACCAUGCAAAGGUCAAGGUUGAAGCUCAGGCGAUUAAGAACUUCCUUCCCGAGGACACCUCUAAGUUCUAUAGGUACAAUGGGUCCCUGACCACCCCCGGAUGCUUCGAGAGUGUCAUCUGGACCGUAUUUGAGGACAAACUCACCCUCUCAGCUAGACAG